AUGGACAAAACGCAGAAGCCCGAAGCCCCGAAGACCGAUGUGAUCAUUCUUGGGGGUGGACUAUCAGGUCUGAGCGCAGCCAAGCUGCUAAAGGAGUCGGGUUUGUCUGUGGUGGUGCUGGAAGCUCGGGAUCGGGUGGGGGGACGGACCUUCACCGUGACCGGUCCUAAAUUCAAGUAUGUUGACCUUGGAGGUGCAUAUAUUGGCCCAACCCAGAAUGGCAUCCUCAGACUUGCGAGAGAACUGGGGGUGAAGACUUACUUAGUGAAUGAAAAGGAACGUCUUGUCCAUUACAGGAAGGGUAAAACGUACCCCUUCCACGGAACUUUCCCACCCGCAUGGAACCCCCUUGUGUACCUGGACUAUAAUAACCUGUGGAGGACCAUUGACCGCAUGGGGAGGGAGAUCCCCGCUGAUGCACCAUGGUCCAGCCCACAUGCUGAGCAGUGGGACAACAUGACCAUGAGAGAUUUCAUUGACAAUGUCUGUUGGACAAGGGUGGCAAAGGACUUCGCCAGGCUGUUUGUCAAUGUGAACGUGACAUCAGAGCCUCAUGAGGUGUCGGCGCUGUGGUUUCUGUGGUACGUGAAGCAGUGUGGAGGAGUACGAAGGAUUUUUUCCACCUCGAAUGGGGGACAGGAGAGGAAGUUCGUGGGCGGGUCUGGGCAGAUCAGCGAACGAAUAGCAGAACAACUGAAGGGCAGGAUUAAGCUGAACCAGCCAGUAGUUCGGCUCUCUCAGAAUGAUCGGGAAGUUUCUGUAGAGACGAUAACUGGAGACAGAUAUCAGGGGGCGUACGCCAUCAGCGCAAUUCCUCCGGGGCUCACCAUGAACAUCCAUUACGAGCCAGAGCUGCCUCCAGUCAGGAACCAGCUGAUCCAGAGAGUGCCCAUGGGCUCCAUCAUCAAGUGCAUGAUGUACUACAGAUCAGCAUUUUGGCGGGAGAAAGGCUACUGCGGUACAAUGAUGAUUGAGGACGAGGACUCUCCCAUUUCUAUGACACUGGAUGACACCAAGCCCGAUGGGUCCUGUCCCUGCAUUAUGGGGUUUAUUUUGGCAAGGAAAGCCAGAGAGCUCAUUGAUCUGACCAGAGAUGAGAGGAAGCAGCGAAUCUGCCAGAUAUAUGCAAAAGUGCUGGGCACUCCAGAGGCUCUUCAGCCCGUGCACUAUGAGGAGAAGGACUGGUGUGGAGAGCAGUACUCUGGAGGCUGCUACACAGCCUAUUAUCCCCCGGGAACCUUUCGGCAAUUCAGCAGAGUCCUGAGAGAGCCAGUCGGCAGGCUGUUCUUCGCCGGCACAGAGACGGCCACAAAAUGGAGCGGGUACAUGGAUGGCGCGGUGCAGGCAGGAGAGAGGGCAGCCAGGGAGGUGCUGCAUGCCAUGGGCCGAAUUCCCGCCUCGGAAAUCUGGAAGCAGGACACUGAGUCGCAGGAAGUGCCGUCUCAACCAAUCACAGUCAGCUUCGCUGAGGAGUGGCUGCCUUCCGUCCCCGCUUUCCUGUCGAUGCUUGGAGUCUCCACUGUCCUAAUCACUGCUGUGGGAGUGGCCUUGCUUAAACCAAACAUGCGAGUGCAUCUCUUUCAGUGA
Messenger RNA from Megalops cyprinoides (Indo-Pacific tarpon), 1587 nucleotides. Its product is annotated as amine oxidase [flavin-containing]-like. The record is from RefSeq and is a predicted model, not a curated record. NCBI's taxonomy places the organism in Eukaryota, Metazoa, Chordata, Actinopteri, Elopiformes, Megalopidae. The coding region runs from base 1 to 1587 and encodes 528 amino acids. The transcript has 15 exons. Gene Ontology annotation, molecular function: oxidoreductase activity.